Molecule: messenger RNA, 4513 nt
Organism: Cynoglossus semilaevis (tongue sole)
Lineage: Eukaryota; Metazoa; Chordata; Actinopteri; Pleuronectiformes; Cynoglossidae
Gene: rimbp2b
Product: RIMS binding protein 2b
Exons: 21
Coding region: 231-4505 (1424 amino acids)
Biological process (GO): neuromuscular synaptic transmission
Molecular function (GO): protein binding
Source: RefSeq, a predicted model, not a curated record
AUUUGUUCCCACUGAAGGAGAAUGAAGUCCAGGACCUGUUGGAGCAGAGCAACCACUUCAACCUGCAGUUGAUCAACCAACACCAGGUCCAGCAACAUGACAAGGUGAAGUCGCACUAUGCCCAGCUGGAGGAAGCCCUUGGUGUUGUGACGCAGGAGAGAGAUUUCGCCGUGCGGCAGAGGAACCAGCUCCGAGUCAAACUGGAGAACCUAGAGCAGGUGCUCAAGCAUAUGCGCGAGGCGGCAGAGCGGCGGCAGCAGCUAGAGUUGGAGCAUGAGCAGGCGUUGGCUGUACUCAAUGCAAAGCAGCAGGAGAUUGACCUUCUCCAGAAGGCUCCGAUUGAGGCUAAAAAGGAACAUGAAGGCGCCGUCCAUCUGUUAGAGAACCACUUGGACAGCAUGCAGGCCAAAGUGCGAGAGCUGGAGGAGAAAUGUCGGAGCCAGAGCGAGCAGUUCAACCUCCUCUCCAAGGAGCUGGAGAAAUUCCGACUCCAGGCCGGGAAGUUCGACAUCCUCGGCACGGACGCCCUGACCAUCUGCGACUCCCCCGGGUCUCCCGGCAAGACCCUGACGCAGCUCCUGAACGGACUGGCCGGCCCCUUAGGAAAAGGCACCGAAACUCCGACGAUGAGCAGAUCUCUGAUAUCGGAGUUCAUCCGACCGCUGCAGAGUCUCGGCGGGGACAAACCGGAGCUCCUGUCCGUCAAGCCCACGUUCCUCAGCCGCGCGGCCGCCGGCGUCACGGCCCGGGCGUUCCUCUCCGAGAUGGACAAAGGGCUGAGCCCCGCCAGGUCGAAACCCAGAUAUACCGGGAAGGUGCGACUGUGUAUCGCCCGGUACAGUUACAAUCCGUACGACGGCCCGAACGAGCACCCGGAGGCGGAGCUCCCCCUGGUGGCGGGGAAGUACCUGUACACCUACGGGACGAUGGACGAGGACGGCUUCUACGAAGGUGAGCUGCUGAGUGGACAACGGGGUCUCGUCCCGUCCAACUUUGUGGAUUUCGUCCACGACGAGGACGCGUCCUGCGUCCAGUACCGAGACCCGGUGAUCGAACAACUACCUGGCUACCUCAACCACAGUAGCACGGGGCCUCAGAGGUCAGGGUCAGGGGUCAGCGGCGUGGGCCUCGACCCGCCGGGCUCCUCCAGCAACGGGACGGGGCCGGGGACGUUGGACGUCAACAUCGACGAGGUCGGCGAAGACAUCGUGCCUUACCCCCGCCGCAUCACCCUGAUCAAACAGUUGGCCAAGAGCGUCAUCAUUGGCUGGGACCCCCCCGCCGUCCCCCCCGGCUGGGGGUCCAUCAGCGGCUACAACGUCCUGGUGAACAACGAGGUCCGCAUGAGCGUCCCCUACGGGGGCCGGACAAAGUCGCUCCUGGAGAAGCUCGACCUGAGCGCCGACACCUACCGCAUCUCGGUGCAGAGCGUCACCGCGCGGGGCCCGUCGGACGAGCUGCGCUGCACCCUGCUGGUGGGGAAGGACGCGGCGGUGGCGCCGAGCCGCCUGAGGGUGGACGGCGUCACGCAGGCCACGGCCGAGCUCUCGUGGACGCCCAGCAACAGCAACUACGCUCACGCCGUGUUCCUCGACGGCGCCGAGUACGACGCCGUCCGGGCCGGCGGCUACAGGUACACGUUCUUCAACCUGAGGCCCGCGGCGGCGCACAAGGUCACGGUGGCGGCGCGGCCGCACCAGGUGCCCUGGCAGCUGCCGGCGGAGCAGCGAGCCAAGAGGGAGGUCAGCGUGGAGUUCUGCACGCUGCCGGCAGGGCCCCCCCUCCCUCCUCAGGACGUGCAGGUCCUGUGCGGUCAGUCUCCCGGGUUCCUGCAGGUCAGGUGGAAGCCGCCGGCGCUGACGUCGACGGGAACCUCCAACGGCGCCAACGUGAUCGGCUACGCCGUGUGCACUAAAGGACAAAAGAUCGCCGAGGUCCUGUUCCCCACCGCGGACUACGUGACCGUGGAGCUCAACCGGAUCCAGUGUCUGGAGGCCCGGGAGGUGAUCGUGAGGACGCUGUCCACGCAGGGAGACUCCCAGGACUCGCCCUCGGCCGCCAUCCCGCACCACCUGCUGGGCUCGCCGCGCCUCUCCCACAGAACCCCCGCCAACGCCAACGCCCUCAUGUCCCACCCUCCUUACCCCUCCACGUACCCCCCCAACCACCCGCAGCCCCAGAUGCAGACCGGGCCCCAAGUCCAGGUCCACAGUCUACCGCACUCGCAGCGACACUCGCAGCCCGUCGUCGUACACGUUCACCCUCCUCCUCCUCCGCCUCCUCCUCCUCCUCCUCCUCCGCAGCAACCGCCGCAGCCUCACUUCCAGCGCCAUCUACCCAAAACCAAGCAGUUCGCAAGUGCCAGAGAGCUGGAAACCAGGGAGCACGAGGGAGCCAAGCCCUGGGAGCGCGCCCCGUCGCCGCUGCCCCCCAUGUGCGGGUCCAACCUGGAGCCGCCGCCGCCGCCGCACUUCCAGGCGCGGCGGUCGCCCUCACCUAAGAGGAUCCUGCCGCAGCCUCAGGGAGUCCCCAUCCCCAACACCAUCGCCAAGGCCAUGGCCAGGGAAGCUGCCCAGAGGGCGUUCGGCGAGGCUAACCGGGCGGAGAAGAGAAACAUUUUCAGCCAACGAGGGAACGCGCUGCACCCGCCCAACUCCGACGACGAGGAGGAGGAGGAGGACGACAGCUACGACUCAUCGCGCGCGGGAAGGAAAGGCACCUCCGUGGACGACUUCCUCCGAGGUUCGGAGCUGAGCAGACAGCACCAUCACCCCCACCUUCAACACCCCCAGCACUACGCCCCCUACAGCCAGAGCGAGGAGUACUACACGGAGAGCAGCCGGGGCUCGGACCUGUCCGACAUCAUGGAGGAGGACGAGGAGGACCUCUACGCCGAGAUGCAGCUGGAGGAAGGUCGCAGACGCAGCGUCAACUCGCACAGCGCGCUAAAGGCUUAUUACAAACGUCAAGACCUAGCCGAGGACAGGGACAGCUGGGACCUCCAGAGAGAAGUGGUGAAGCAGCGGUCGCUCGGCGCCGAGCGUCUCCACAGCAUCCCCGAGGUGGAGGAGGAGUCCGACGGCGUCAACGGCGCCGGUCACCAGCACCCGUCCUUCCAGGACGGCAGGCGUCCGGGGACGCCGCACGCCCAGAGGAGGAAGCACCCGGGAGACGACCGCGGCGGAGGCCAAGGCUCCGGGAAGACCUGCCACCUGAGGCGCCAGCGCUCCACGCCUCGCUUCGCCGAUUACCGCUACUACUACGCCGCCGAUCACGAUCUGGGCCGCCCCAACCGCCAGAACACCAAGAGUCCGGACAGCGGGUUAGACUGCGGUAGCGAAGAGGAGGGCUCUCUGGGCUACUACGCCCACGGGAGCGCCGCGCAGGGACACGUGCGCGUCAUCCACUGCGAGGGCCCGGUAGAGCGGCGAGCGCUCGCCAUGGGCCGCAGGAGAACGCUGACCCGGCAGUGCAGCGUGGAGGAAGAGUUCUCCGACGACUUGGCGGCGGCGGCGGCUAAGUCGGAACGCACGGGCGACUUUAGGAUCAGGCGGCACCUCGCGCCGCCGCCACAGGGCUACCGCAGGGACGCGGCGCGGAGCGAAGGCCGACUGAACGAGCCGGAGCCGGCCUAUCACGGCCCGUCCAGGGAGGCUAAGGCCCAGUCAAUGUCCAGGCUGGACCGGGACCAGCAACUGGUGUGUGACCCCGCCCCCUCUCUCUCUCUGCCGACAAACGAAAACCACAUCAGCUCGCGCCUGUUUGGGGUUUUCCUCUUUGUCAACGGACCGUACGGCUACGGCGGCGGCGGCAGUCGCAGGCACGGGCGGGGCCGGCGUUCGCCGGACUACUACGAGGAGUCGGAGCCGGAGCCGGAGCCGGAGCCGGAGGAGCUGACCCGCGUGUUUGUGGCUCUGUUUGACUACGACCCCCUGUCGAUGUCCCCCAACCCUGACGCCGCCGAUGAGGAGCUGCCGUUCAAGGAGGGCCAGAUCAUCAAGGUGUUUGGACGGAAAGACACGGACGGCUUCUACAGGGCGAAGAUCAGGGACCGCGUGGGUCUGAUCCCCUGCAACAUGGUUUCCGAGAUCCAAACGGAGGACGACGACAUGAUGGAGCAGCUCUUCCAUCAGGGCUUCCUGCCGCUCAACACUCCUGUGGAGAAAUUAGAGAGAAACAGACGCAGCGGGCGUCAGUACCCGGCGUCCACGCGGAGGAUGAUCGCUCUGUACGACUACGACCCCAGGGAGAGUUCGCCUAACGUUGACGUAGAGUCUGAACUGACGUUCUGCGCCGGCGACGUCAUCACCGUUGUUGGCGAAAUCGACGAAGACGGAUUUUACUACGGCGAGCUCAACGGACACAAGGGACUGAUUCCUUCCAACUUUCUCGAAGAAGUGCCUGAUGACGUGGAUGUUUUCCUCACCGACUCGCCGUCUCGAUAUCCCCGGGACAAUCCUGGAGCCAUGAAGACCAAAAGGGUACACGCGCCUUUGCAGUACUAGCUAGCUAG